Cantharellus anzutake is the source of this 684-nucleotide messenger RNA. RefSeq lists its product as uncharacterized. The transcript has a single exon. NCBI's taxonomy places the organism in Eukaryota, Fungi, Basidiomycota, Agaricomycetes, Cantharellales, Hydnaceae. The record is from RefSeq and is a predicted model, not a curated record. The coding region runs from base 1 to 684 and encodes 227 amino acids.
AUGGAACGCACAUCUGGACGAGCUCGCAAGCCCUCUGCCCGUCUCAUUGAAUCUCGGGAGAACGCCACAUAUACUCAAAGUGCUCGCCGCCAUUCCGCCAAGACAUCUACCGCUCCGUCAUCACCUUCCGUUGCGAAAGAUUCUACGAUCGAAUGUCAAGCAGCGACUGGUUCAACAUUUAAUGAAACUUCUUGUGUACCUGUGACCCGAGAACCAUCCCCCCAAAGGCAGUCUUGCUUGGUUCCCAUCCUUCCCACUCAUGACCAAGGAUCUCCAUCCCUGAACCCUACACGAUCACGGCGGCGAGGCUUGUUGGACGUAGUUCCAGAAGGAACCCGUAGUUCCUUGUUAGCUCCAGACUCAAAUGACGACUCAGGUCUCAGCCAAUCAGAUCUGCCCUUCACAGUCCCUCGACCACGACCACGGGAGCAUGGUGAACAUACCUCUUCCGCGCAAGGGAAUUCAUCUAGUCACGUUGAUGCCAGACCAGGAACCCCGCUGCCCCGUCCAACUGUGAAUCCAGUGUAUCAAUCACCACCCAUCCUGCAGGAUCCCUCCACCCCUCCACCCUCUCGAGUCCCAACCUCUCCCGAUGCUGACUCCGAUGUUCCAUUGGCUGAUCAGCAAGGAGCAGAGCUCCUUUUCAUUCGGAGGAGGUGCCAGGUGCAAAUGCGGAUGAACUAG